AUGACCAGCGGUGUUGUCAAUGGUCCGAUUCCAGAUUCAUUCCUCUUCGAUGAAUCGAAAAGGUUGAACUCUUUGGUCUACAAGGAAGGCAAGUUGGAAGUUUUAGAUCAGCUUUUGCUCCCGCACGAGUUCAAGUAUAUUCCAAUUAACGGUGUCAAUGAUGCUUACGAUGUAAUCAAAUCAAUGAAGGUCAGAGGAGCCCCACUAAUUGCCACUGUUGGAUGUCUCGGAUUAUUGAUCGAACUGAAAAAUAGAUCCGAUUUCGAUGGCGUCUGGCUUGAAGAGAGGAUCAACUAUUUAAUUUCAUCUCGACCAACAGCUAUCGACUUACGGAACAGUUUGAAUUGUUUGCUACCAAUUAUUCACAGCAAAAGUUCAAAUGUCGAAAAAAUGAAAAAAAUUUAUGAUCAUCUCAUUGGGGUCUAUGAAACAGAAAAGGAAGAAAAUCGUAAAUUAGUGUGGAAUGGUUAUCAAGAGUUGAUAUCUGCUUUUCCCAAUGAUCACAAGCUGACAGUGAUGACAAUUUGCAAUACGGGUAGUUUAGCGACAUGCUCAUGGGGAACCGCGCUCGGUGUGAUUCGAGCACUUCAUUCAGAGAAUCGCCUGAAGCUCGCCUACGUCUUGGAGACACGACCAUAUAACCAAGGAAUCCGACUCACCUCGACUGAACUUCUUCACGGCAAUGUUCCGUUUCGAUUGAUUACUGAUUCGAUGGCCGCAUGGGUUAUGAAGAAUGACAAGGUUGACGCGAUCUUAGUCGGCGCCGACAACGUGGCACUCAACGGAGAUACUGCAAAUAAAAUUGGGACUUAUAUGUUAGCUGUUCUCGCGAAACAUCAUAAUAUUCGUUUCUACCCAGUGGUCCCUGCUACUUCAAUAAACCGCAAUAAUGAGACGGGAGCUGGUGUGACGAUCGAGGAGAGACCCGCAAAAGAGCUUCUCUCGAUCAACGGACAAUUCAUUGGAUCGCCGAACACGCCUGUCUGGAAUCCGGCGUUCGACGAGACACCCGCCGAGCUCAUCACCAAAAUAAUUACCGAUUUUGGGAAUUUUGAACCAGUUGCAUUGAAAAAUGCCGUAUUGAAUAGAUAA
This is a messenger RNA of Caenorhabditis bovis, 1092 nucleotides long. Lineage: Eukaryota; Metazoa; Nematoda; Chromadorea; Rhabditida; Rhabditidae. The record is from the annotation of a GenBank genome assembly.